This is a messenger RNA of Perca flavescens (yellow perch), 1039 nucleotides long. Its product is annotated as high affinity immunoglobulin gamma Fc receptor I-like. Gene Ontology annotation, biological process: cell surface receptor signaling pathway; immune response. The record is from RefSeq and is a predicted model, not a curated record. Gene Ontology annotation, cellular component: external side of plasma membrane. The transcript is spliced from 5 exons. Gene Ontology annotation, molecular function: transmembrane signaling receptor activity. The coding region runs from base 25 to 651 and encodes 208 amino acids. Lineage: Eukaryota; Metazoa; Chordata; Actinopteri; Perciformes; Percidae.
GACAUCAGUUCACCAACUGCUAGGAUGGAGGACACAUCUCUACUGUGGCUACUCUUUCUGACCUCACUGCUGAGCAGCACAACAAACCAAGCCUCUCUGACUGUGAGUCCCAGCAGAUCUCAGAUGUUUAAAGAUGAAUCUGUCUCUCUGAGCUGUGAGGAGGACGACAGCUCUGCUGGAUGGACUCUGAAGAGGAACACAACCAUAAAAACCAGGACUCAGUGUGGAGAUGACUGGGGAAGACCUGCUGGUUCUUCCUGUAAAAUCAGCUACAUGGUCCCAGGGGACAGUGGAGUUUACUGGUGUGAGUCCAGAGAGGGAGCAACCAGUAACAGCAUCACCAUCACUGUCCCUGGUGGACCAGUGAUCCUGCAGAGUCCUGUCCUCCCUGUGAUGGAGGGAGAAGACCUCACUCUGACCUGUAAAACAGAGACGUCCUCCAACCUCCCAGCUGGUUUCUAUAAAGAUGGCUCCUUCAUCAGGACUGAGCCUGCAGGUCACAUGACCAUCCACCAUGUUUCCAGGUCUGAUGAAGGCCUCUACAAGUGUCUCAUCAGCAGUGUUGGAGAGUCUCCACCCAGCUGGGUCUCUGUCACAGGUGAGGAGGUUACCUUUGAUUUCAGGAGUUCAUUCAUCCAGAUAUUCACCUGACAGCUGAUUCUCUCUACAGAGAAACCAAAGACCACAAGCCCUCCUUUGAGCUCUCUGCCACCCCCGACCUCAGACCACCUUGUGUUCAGACUGGUCUCUCAGACCUCAGAACCCCUCCCCCUUGUGGUCAUACUGUUUUGCCACCUGGUGGUGUUCUGUCCGUACUGCAUCUCCACAUUCAUCAUGGUGUCUUUAUAUCGACGCAGGGCCACAGGAAACGGCCUACCUGUUGCCAUGGUGAUGACCUUGCCCACUAAGGCUGAGGAGGGAUUGGAUGAUGAAUAUGAGAAUGACAUCACCGCUGUCACCAGAGAGCAUCACUUCUGAACUGAUCUGAAAAGAAGCUGAAAUCUCCGUAGAUCAGAAACAGUUCCCCCGGCCGUCUUAA